Molecule: messenger RNA, 4667 nt
Organism: Uranotaenia lowii
Lineage: Eukaryota; Metazoa; Arthropoda; Insecta; Diptera; Culicidae
Exons: 2
Coding region: 182-4408 (1408 amino acids)
Biological process (GO): regulation of RNA splicing
Cellular component (GO): ribonucleoprotein complex; nucleoplasm
Molecular function (GO): RNA binding
Source: RefSeq, a predicted model, not a curated record
CAAUAUGUUUUCUUUCCAUUUCUAGGUUACCUCGUGGCGAAGUUUUGAGCGAUCCAGCAGUUAUUCGGAAGCUAGCCUGAUCCGUUUUAAAACAAUCCGAAACUAAACUAAAUAUCGCGGACUUUUUACCCGCGGGUUGUUCCUUUGUUGAUAAGUGAAUAAGAAAACUAAAACAAGCAGAAUGAGCGUGAUAAUACGUUUGCAAAACUUGCCCUGGUCGGCAAAUGCACUGGAUGUUCGAAAUUUCUUUAAAGGUCUGUCGAUCCCGGACGGCGGAGUUCACAUCGUAGGAGGAGAAAUGGGAGAUGCGUUUAUUGCUUUCAGUACGGACGAAGAUGCACGCCAGGCGAUGAUGAUGAAUGGCGGCAAAAUUAAGGAGGUACAAAUCACGUUGCUUCUUUCAUCGCGUGCCGAAAUGCAAAAGGUCAUCGAGGAAGCACGUCGCACCACGCUGUCGUUUAUGCAACUGUCCUCCCAGGGUAGUCAACCGACUCUUGUAGCUCCAAAGGUGACCUCUUCUCCCACGCAACCGGUGCAACAGCAUCUGCAGCAGCAGCAGCAGCAACAACAGCAUCCAAAACCUCAACCGCCAGUCAUAAGCUUGUCCGGAUUCUUGGCGCAAAAUUUGAACCAGCAAAAAGCUCAAGGCAUCUAUUCGGAAAUUCCUGGAUUAGGAUUUUUAACGACUGGUGGGGCUGGACUAUUCCAGACCAAUGCUCCCGCUGCUGGAUUAUUUUCGGCACUCAAUGCUCAAGGCUACGGAGCAACCACGGCGGCGGGUGCCAAUUCAGCCUUUACACAACUUUCGGAGCAACUAAAAAAAGCUACUGAAGCAGAGAAUGCUGCCGCAAACAAAAAUGAAUUUGGCAGUUUGUCUGGCAAUGUAAAAGGGGAUUCAGGACAGAAAAGGGAUUCUGGAUUGAAGAAAGAUUCUAUGGUGAAGCGAGAUUCUGGAGAAAAGUCAAGCCGGUACAGCAGAUCGACGUCGAGGGACCGUGACCGGAAACGAUCUUCGCGCGAUCGAUCGCGUUCGAGGAGUCGGGAUCGUGGCAGACGUCGAAGUGGCCGUGAUCGCAGUCGCAGCAGAAGCCGUGAUCGGCGUAGCAGAAGCAGAAGCAGAGAUCGCCGGGACAGAAGGCGCCGUUCACGAUCACGUGAUAUACGAGAUAAUCGCACGAGAGACCGAAGCCGUGAAAAGGAGGUUAAACCUUCAAUCAAAGAGCCAAAGGUUUCUCGUUUCAGCGAUCGUACAGAUAUCAAACCCAUGGUGCCUGUUGUGAAGCCGCUGUCUAUCCCACCCGUCAUUAAACCCCAACCUUCGUUUAUCAGUCCUUGGGAAACGCCGAUACAACAGAAUUUGAUGAAGUUGGCUACUGGCAACGUGGACCCUAGAUCAACAGUUGCAAGUCCAAACCUCCCAGCAGCUCUGUUGUCCAACCAAAAUGAGAAACUUAGUCAAAAUCAAAAUAAUCUAGCAAGUAGCACCGUAGCGCCCUCCUUCCAGAACGCAAUGUUCCCAGCUGUUAACUAUGGCACCUUCCAGGCCUCAAAGCCGCUGACACACGAACACAUCAACAAACUGCAAGAGUUGCAAACUAGGAGGGAUCCUAGGAUUUUCCAACAGACAGGUGGAAAUGGCAAUGGUUUUGGUCAGAACAAUUCAUUUGGAUUGGCUCAGAAGAACAACCGACCCAACAAUAACGAAGACAGAUACGGAGGUGAUCAGUCAUCGAAUGAUAGCUAUUCUCGAGGAGGCGGUCGCGAUUCAGAUUAUCAUGAUCGUAGAUCCAGCCCGCAAUCUGACCAAGAAGAUGAUUUGAGUCAAUCGGUGAAAAUUUCCAAUCUUGAGACUGCAACAGGAUAUGGCGAAAUUAGGAGAUUUUUCUAUGGUCAGUCCAUUUCUAGUAGUGGAAUCAAGAUGAUAAACGAUCGCAAUGGUCGUCGAACAGGCGUUGCUUUUGUUCGGUUCUUGCGAAGGGACGGAAAACGCUAUGCCAUGUCCAGAGAUGGGAUGCUACUUCGCCGCUCUGCUGUUAAGAUCGAAUCUAUCAGCAAUAAGGAAUUCGAAGAAGCUGUUGAUUCCUACCGCCCAGGUUAUGAUGAUGAUGAUAAUAGCUGGAGUGCGAAAGACAAUCGAAACACAGACGACGUCACAAACAUUGAAGAUGAUUCUAGUUCAGCAGCAGUUGUAUCGGGUUCGUUAGUCAUCCCAAAUCUGCCAAACAUGACAACAGAAGUGGAUGUCAUGAGAAUGUUCUCGGAUUUCACUGUGAUGCAAGUUUUGGUGAUAAAAAAUUACAAAAAUCCAAAACAGCUAGAUGGUUACGCCAAGUUUGGAAAACCGGAGGAUGCGAAACGAGCCUGUGAAAGUACCCAUAAGCAUUACAUUAGAAGUCGGCGAGUUUUUGUGAAGCCGUGCAGUGCUAUUGAAUAUGAUGCGGCCAAAAACGAGUAUGAUAUGCCAAUGAAUAACGAAGACGACAGCAAUGAUGCGGAAUCACAGGACAAAGAAGACAUAGCCGUUGUUCUCGAUGACUCUACACAAGAAGUUAUCGAGAUACCUAGUGAAAAUACCAAGCCUUCACAAGAAGUUCACAUGGAUUUGGUCGACGACGAAGAUACGGAACAAGAACAGCAGAUAGACACCGUGGAACUGGGCGAUGAUUCAAAUGAUAACAAGGAUAAUGACGUUCAAGAAACAGGAUUUGGAGGCUCUGAACAGUGGGACGAAGAACAAAACUGCUCUCAGUUUGGGAAUCGUGAUCCAAGGUCUAGGUUUGACGGAAAUAACCAACAAUCUCAACAAACGCAACCCCAUGAGCAAGCGCCCAAGCCACAACGUUUUGGAUCAGGUCCAGGGUUCGGUGGUGACUUCAACAGAGAUCCGCGUCGUCGUCAAGAUUUUUCGAAUGUUCCUCAAAAUCAGCAACAGAAUAACAAUAAUCAAAAUUCUAAUUUCGACCAACAAAAUAAUGAUAACUUCGGCAAUAAUCAAUCUCAGCCUUGGUCAAAUCAAAUGAACAACCGAGACGAUUACAAUCGAAACAAUUUUAAUGACAACAACGAUCAAGAUUGUAUUGAAUCCAGAUGCAUCUUCAUAAAUAACUUGCUGUUCACUAUGCAAGAACCGGAGCUCCAGCAGUAUUUCAACCAGGAAAGGAUUAACGUCAAACAAGCGCGAAUGUUGCGGAAACCGAAUGGCCGAGCAACGGGCGAAGCUCUGGUAGAGUUCCAAUCGCCUCAGGAAGCGGAAAAAGCUAUGAUGAGAAAUUAUUCGCAGAUUAGCGGUCGAAAAGCAUUUUUCAAGCGGUUAAGUCGGGAUCAUAUUAUGGAAAUCAUAAACCGAUUCAAUCAAGAGCCGGGACCGUUUGGUGGUGGCCCACGGUUUCCUCAAAGUGGACCUAGAUUUGAUAACAACAACUUUGGCGGAAGAAAUAAUUUUAAUAACCAGAACUUUGGAAACAACGAUUUCCGUGGUAAUAAUUUUGGAAACAAUAACUUUAAUAACCGAGGUUUUGGAAACAACAACUGGAUGAAUAACCAAUUUGGAAACAAUAAUAACUUUGGAAAUAACGCCAACCCAGGCAAUUACGGGAACAAUGAAGCUAACAAUUCGGGCAAUAGUUUUGAUCAGUUUUCCAAUAAUGGAAACAAUGACGCUAACAAUUUCAACAAAAACUUUUCAAAUAAUGAAAAUAGCGAAGAUGAACAUAAUCUUGAAAAUGAAAAAUUUUCUGAUAAUUCUUCAAACAAUCCGGAUAGCCAGGAUAAGUCCGAAUGUGAAAGCCCGGAAGAUAACAGUCAAUCAAAUGACGUUGUUGAGAGCACUGAUUGUGUAGAAGAGCCUAUGGAGAAUGGUUCAGCGGAGGCAAAUUCGAACAACAGUCCGAAGACUGAUGCCCCAGAAGAUCCCCCUGUUAGGCAACCAAAUUCACACGAUUCGGAACACACAUUUGACUACAGUGAACCCACAAUGGAUGGUUUCAGUGUGCAAGAUUCGGAAACAUCUGAAGCCCCCAAAGAAGAUCAAUCCGAACAAGCCCAAGUAGACCAUCAAGAACCCUCAGAUCAAAACAGUCAGCGAUCGGAAAAAGUUGAAGAUAAUCAGCAGCAGCAACAGCAACAGCAUCAACAAGAGCAGCAACAACAACAACAUCCGAUCAGUGGCAACAUCAUGUCAUUGGCAAACCUUCCAUUCCGUGCAUCAAACGAGGAGAUUGUCAAAUUUUUCGGUCAGUACAACAUAACUUUAGAUGACGUGAAGAGGAAAUAUUUGCCGGAUGGACGAUCCACCGGCUACGCAAUGGUUCGCUUCCGCAGCGCGAAUGACGCAGAAAGUGCCCUCAAAUCUCACCAGAAGCAAAGUAUGCAGGGACGGACGGUACGGAUGUGGAUAAUGGACGAUUGAGAGUAAGCCAGGAAAUUUUCAUGGCAACAGCGGUUUUUGAGAGGGUGACCCGGCGAACGAUCCGACGUUUUUGAGCGGAUCCGGAGUAUAUAGGUACUAAUCACUAAGUUCAGUUUAUAAGUUUUUUUUUCUGUAUCGGAACAUACAACAACUUUAGGAUUGAAUUCAACAAUAAAACUGGUUUUAAAUCGAUGAAUUUAAUAAGUGCUUGUAAAUAUGAUUCUCAGAUAAGUAUGAAUAAAUUACGCAUAAUAUCCAA